Molecule: messenger RNA, 2134 nt
Organism: Myzus persicae (green peach aphid)
Lineage: Eukaryota; Metazoa; Arthropoda; Insecta; Hemiptera; Aphididae
Product: tachykinin-like peptides receptor 99D
Exons: 7
Coding region: 680-1861 (393 amino acids)
Biological process (GO): G protein-coupled receptor signaling pathway
Cellular component (GO): membrane
Molecular function (GO): neuropeptide Y receptor activity
Source: RefSeq, a predicted model, not a curated record
UACCCGGAAAAGCGUGCGGUGCGGUCCCUUCCGAAAAUUACGGUGUCGGUCUUCGGUCGGACCGUUUGUCGAGACACGGUACAUUUGUUUACGUACUUCUUUACGUCCGACGAAAUUUGUUCGUAAAUGAUCUUAGGAUUUUAAUUUCAUCAAAAUUGUUUCUAUAAUAAAAAAAAAUAUUUAAAAAAGCACACAUACCUUGUUAGGUAUGAUACGGUCGUCGAACGCCUAAUUUAUUUAUUGCCAGUCGGCUGUCGCCACCGUUGUCGCAGUGUCGAGUGUUUCGAAGAUUACAACAGUUGUGUUGUGUGUAUACGAUAUUAAAGUUUGUGUACGAAUAUUAAUAAUAUAUCUAAUCGAUACAGAGGCCGAUCGUCGUUUUAGCCGCUUGUUCUUGCCGUUGACUCGUUCUCUUACGACUUAAGGUUUUCUUUGCGCGUCAAAUCAAGAAAUAAAUUGUUUUAAAAAUCUCUGUGCGAUUCCUUCCGGCUGUCGUCAAUGGUGAGUUUUUAGUGAUUUCCACCGCCGUAUUGUCUGCAUUUACACGGGUCGCAGUCGAGUCCGCGGGGCGCCAUGACGGGACGGCAACGCCGCAAAGCCCGCGACCAAUAGCGGGCGUCAGAUUUGUUGACAGUCCGAUGUUGCCACGUUCCAGCCGAAGCCGCCGUCGCCUAGUGCAAUGGCCGCCGCCGAAAUCGCAACCAAGAUCGCGGUAAAUCUCACAGAAAAUCUCACGGCCAAUAUCACGGCAAAUUUCACCGCCAAUAUAACAGGCAACGAUACCUUGCUACAUGACCAACAAAGCUCCGACCUGUACAAGGUGCCAGCCCUAUUGGUUGUCGUUCUAUCCGUGCUCUAUGGUUCAAUAUCAGUGAUCGCUGUGGCCGGAAACGGGUUGGUGAUAUGGGCCAUCGUCACCAGCAAGCGGAUGCGGUCGGUCACCAAUCACUACUUGGCAAACUUGGCGUUCGCCGACAUACUAAUCGCACUCUUCGCCAUACCAUUUGAAUUUCAAGCAGCUCUGCUACAACGAUGGAAUCUGCCGUCGUUCAUGUGCGCCUUCUGUCCAUUCAUACAUGUCCUUUCCAUCACGGUGAGUGUGUUCACGCUGACCGCCAUAGCUGUGGACCGGCGCCAAGCCAUACUCAAUCCGUUCGCUGCGAGGACAUCAAAAACCCAAUGCCUGUGUGUGAUCGGGUUGAUCUGGAUCGCCGGUCUGGCACUGAGUUCACCGAUGGCGUAUGCUCAACGGGUGGUUUUCGUGUCCGAAGACUGGCCGUUCUGCCUAAACGUCAACUUGUCACACAACGUGAUGCUCGUUUAUAGGGCUCUACUGGUGGUCGUGCAGUACGUCAUACCGCUGUCGAUCAUGACGUGGGCCUAUUCCGGGAUAGGAUUCGCCCUGUGGGGUUCGUCGGCUCCCGGAAACGCUCAGUCACAGAGAGACUUGAAUCUGAUGAGAAAUAAAAAGCGGGUCAUCAAAAUGCUUAUCAUCGUUGUUGCGCUAUUCACGUUGUGUUGGUUGCCCCUGCAAACGUACAAUCUAUUACAACAUAUAUUUCCUCAAAUAAACGAGUAUCCUUAUAUCAACAUAAUUUGGUUCUGUUUCGAUUGGUUUGCCAUGAGCAAUAGCUGCUAUAAUCCAUUUAUUUAUUCCAUAUAUAACGAGAAAUUCAAACAAGAGUUCAAAAUGCGGUUAGACUUCAUGGCGGGAAAGAGGCGGCUGACCAGGGAUCUGAGCGCUUUUUCCAGUGGCCGGUUCGAGUGGCGCACCAAUCACGUGAACACGCACGAGCGAAACCUGAAGCACAGCUCGAUCGUCACCAACGACACGCCAUUGAUACUCACACCCGACGCGUGAUUGAUCGAUUGACCUACCGAAAGGCUGUGACCUCGUGAGACGUUAUCAAUUUAAUAUUUAUUUCGGUGUAAUUGUUAUCGUUGCGGCGUCGGUGUAAAAUAAGUUUUUCGAUUGUCCCCCACGCACGAUAAUAUAAUGAAAUAUAUAUAUAUAAGUCUUGGCCGGAAGUCCCGAGACCCCAUCGUCCCCGUUCUAGAAAACAGAUCCCGCGUGAUUUUUUUUAUCAUCACUUUGUUUUCUUACUCCUACUAUCAUACAUUUCUUUCUAUUUGC